UUACAACCACAGCUGUCAAAGUCAAACUCAAAUGGAGUUAUAUAGCGCAUUUGAUUGACUUGACAAAUACGCGAGUCCGAAAAAAACACGUCAGUAUUUCGCAGGUUUAAAUUACCAAAGAUUUCUAAAUUAAAAGCAUUACAUUGAAUCCUGUUGCGUGAUAUAAUAGUUAUUAUAUUUAUUUAAAAGGUGCGUGUUUGUGCGUUAGUCGCAACAUGGAAUUGAACAAAUUGGUCAAGUUAAAUAUAUGGUUUAUUACAUUGUCUACGGUAUUUUGUUCCGUGCAGCCGCCGGCUAUCAGUCCCGCUUUACUAAACGCGCCGAAGAAUAUAGGCGAGUGUAUGUCCUGUAAAAUAUUCGUCGAAUCGUUUAAAAAGGGUCUCGAGAGAACCUCCAGGGGAAAGUACGAGGGCGGAGACGCGGCCUGGGAGGAAGAGAAACUCAAAAAGACUUACAAACGCAGUGAGAUUCGGUUAGUUGACAUACAGGAAGGUAUAUGUAAGGAUGAGAGUAAAUAUGGCAUACAGUGCCAUCAUGUGGCGAAUAAGGCGGAAGAUUUUAUAGAGGAAUGGUGGGCACAGAAUCCAGAUGAGUCUGAGGAUUUAUACUCUUACAUUUGUAUUGAUAAACUUAAGUUUUGUUGUCCUAAGAACCAUUUUGGGAAGGAUUGCAAGCCUUGUUUGGGUGAUCACAGUAAUCUGUGCAGUGGAAAUGGAAAAUGCCGAGGCGAAGGCACUCGUAAAGGAAACGGCACCUGUCUUUGCGAUACUGGUUACUAUGGUGAAAAUUGUGACCAAUGUGCCGAUGGGUACUUCCUGUCAUAUAAAGACGAUAACAAAAUGCUUUGUUCCGAAUGCCAUGUGGCCUGCCUGGGCGGUUGUCAAGGUGGUACACCUAAAGACUGUGUCGCUUGCAAACCAGGCUUCAUAUUUGACACAAGUGUUGGAUGUCUCGAUAUAAAUGAAUGUGAAGACGAUAAGACUUGUACUGAGGACCAGAUUUGUUUGAACUCUCUUGGAUCAUUCGCUUGUAUGAAUUGUGAUAAGGCGUGCGAAGGUUGUCAUGGUGUGGGACCGGAUAUGUGCAAGAAGUGUGCUCCAGGAUACAUCCGGGAUGGAGAGUAUUGUGUGAUUGAGAGCAAAGCCGAGGAUGUCGGAGAUAUAUCAGCCACAACCAGGUACUUUACAUACAUCGGUUUGCUCAUAACUAUUGCAAUACUGAUGACCAAGUCGACGUCACUCGCCAGCAUAGUUGGUGUCAUGGUUAUGUCAUACAUAAUGGGUGCGGAGUACUACUGCAUGAUAAAUGGACAUCAAGGACUUGUGAAUCUUACCGACUUUGACUUGUUUCAGCUUCUUCGUACUUAAGUCUAUGUUUAAAUGUAAAAAUAUGAAACAAGUGUAAGACUUAUCAUGUAUUUAGGGUUCCGUAGUCAACAAGGAAGCCUUGUAUUUUUGCCAUGUCCGUCUGAUCUAUUAAGUGUUAUUUUUUGUUAGAGUUGAGAGAGUUUUGGACAUUUCCUCACCCUCUACUAAACGGUUAAAUGGUUAUAUGUAAAUAAGUGUGAAUGAAAAAAAUAAUUAAUAACAAGGAAAACUGUAACACCUAAGUAGCAUUACAGUCGACCAACUUAAAAAACGUAAAUGGAACUCGAAAAUUGCAUAUUAAUUCCGUUGGUAAUUAAAAAGAUAAAGAUGUUAGUGAGAUAGCUAAGCCUGUUAAAACUAGAAACCUAGAAUUUAGCACGGGUGAAUAUGAAUCACUUAUAUAAGAUGGUAAAAAGUAAAGUAAAAAAGAUUUUUUUUCUCGUCUAUCUCAUAGUGUGUGAUAGUGAUAGUGUGUAUCACUAUCAGUAUUUUUGCAUUUUAUGAGUUUGAACUUUAAAAUUUAAUCUACGGAACCCUAACUGCGCGUGGCCCGACACGCACUUGACUCGGUUUUUAAUACUUAUCAAUAUUUGUUUCGUUAUAUAAAUUUUGUUAUAAAUUAAACUUUUUCUACAAAAUCCAAAAAAAAACUAAUCUUGUAUAAUAUUUUUUGUAUAUGAAAUAUUUUAUACUCUUUAAUAAAAUAUCGUUGAGGUACAUGAUUGAUAGGGAAGUUGACUGUCUUUCUUGACUGGGGUAAUCGGAAAAACAGGGAAUUCUUAGGUUCUUUUUUGUGACUUCAAUUUUGAUUUAGGUAAUCAUUUAUAUGUAUUAAUUGUAAAAAAAAACUUAAACAGCUCAAGAUUUUUGCACAAAGCAUUUUGGGACGUAUCCAUUAAUAUUAUUAUUUAGAAAUCAUGUUUGUGUCAUGGAAAAGUUCCUGUGGUUUUUAUUUAUUUUUAUAUAAUCUAUACUAAUAUUAUAAAGCUAAAGAGUUUGUUUGUUUGUUUGUUUGAUUGAACGCGCUAAUCUCGGGAACUACUGGUCCGAUUUGAAAAAUUCUUUCAGUGUUAGAUAGCCCGUUUACCAAGGAAAGCUAUAGUCUAUAUAUUAUCCCCGUAUCCCUACGGGAACGGGAACCACGCGGGCGAAACCGCGCGGCGUCAGCUAGUCAUGAUAUAAUUUGGAGGGCGACCUGCUUAUUCAACGUGGAAUACUUACCUAUUACCUACCUUAGAAUGGUUAUGCUAAGUAAAUCUCACCAAAAAUACAUAUGAAUAAAAAUCUUCUGUAACUGUUUUUAUGGUCACCCUCUACUGUAAGGGCUGGACCUAUUUUAAUGAAUUUCUUUGUGUUUGAGAAUAGGGCAUAAAGUAUUUUUCACCCUUCUACCUCCCCCCAUUUGUAUUCGUGUUAUUUGUAUUUUUCUAUGAAAGAAAUUUAUAUGACAGAACGUUUGCCUGGUCACCUGGUUAUUUACAUAAAAUAAUUAAAAAUUAGGGUAAUUUAUAAGAUGAUUUAGAAGAUACAUGCGAAAAGUACCCACAUUGAUUAUUUUUCUUGUUAUGAUUAAUUUAAUGAAAAUACAUAAUUAAAUAAUUUAUUGUUAGGUAUAAUAAUUAAUUUAAUGAAAAUACAUAAUUAAAUUAUGUUUUUGUCAGCAGGUGAUAAUUUUAUGAUUCCUAUUUAGUUUUUAAUAGUAUUUAAUUUUCGCUUUAUGAUCGUUUAUUAAUUCAAAUAGAUAAUUAUAAUAUAAAUCUAUUGUUCAGUGCAGUUGCGAUUUGAUUUAGUAUGAAUUUGUAAUUUUUGAUGAUGAUUACUUUAAAAUUGGAAUUGCGAUAUUAAUCAAGAUACCAGUAAUUUAAAUAGAAUAAUAAGAUAUAAUAUGUAAUUAAGUGUCAUAUUGAUAAUUGUAUUUUUUAGUUUUUUAUUUUGUUUUAUUAAAAUUGUGUACUAGACAAAAUCAUUGAAAUAAAUUGCAUACCUAUGUACCUUU
Molecule: messenger RNA, 3363 nt
Organism: Bicyclus anynana (squinting bush brown)
Lineage: Eukaryota; Metazoa; Arthropoda; Insecta; Lepidoptera; Nymphalidae
Product: cysteine-rich with EGF-like domain protein 2
Exons: 3
Coding region: 216-1367 (383 amino acids)
Molecular function (GO): calcium ion binding
Source: RefSeq, a predicted model, not a curated record